Messenger RNA from Caenorhabditis remanei, 1614 nucleotides. RefSeq lists its product as uncharacterized. The transcript has 12 exons. Gene Ontology annotation, molecular function: neurotransmitter receptor activity; extracellular ligand-gated monoatomic ion channel activity; transmembrane signaling receptor activity. Bases 1 to 1614 code for a protein of 537 amino acids. Lineage: Eukaryota; Metazoa; Nematoda; Chromadorea; Rhabditida; Rhabditidae. Gene Ontology annotation, biological process: regulation of membrane potential; signal transduction; chemical synaptic transmission. Gene Ontology annotation, cellular component: membrane; synapse; neuron projection. The record is from RefSeq and is a predicted model, not a curated record.
AUGCUUCCCUACAUAAUCCUGUCAAUCCUUAUCCGGUUAGGCUCGGCACUUGGAGCUGGUGGUAAAGUGCUCGAGAAGUAUGGGAAGCAAGUGCAAUUAUCUCCACCAACAACGUCAUCCUAUCAAGAAUGGUUUGACUCGAAUCGAGUGCAUAGUACUAGAAAUAACACGAAUAUCGAGGAUUUUAAGACGCAAUUGAGGAGGUCGUUGGAAAACACAACCGCCGCUUAUAACGCAACUUUUAUGCAACAACUCGUUGAAGAAAGACAGCAAUUUCUGGAGAAACUGAAUGAAGGCCAGUUCAUAAACGACCAGAGGCGACUGGUAGAGGAGUUAUUGGACCCAAAUUAUUAUGAGAAAACAGUCCACCCAAGAAGAGAUUAUACGAGGCCGACAAGGGUGAAUUUGAGUAUGAGCUUGUAUCAAAUAUUGGACGUGGACGAACAUAUGCAAAGUAUCGAAGUGAAUGUCUGGAUGGUUCAGCACUGGUACGACGAGUUUUUAGAUUGGAAUCCUGCGGAUUACGGUAUGAUUAACCGGACCAUAGUGCCAUAUCAUCAAAUAUGGAUUCCGGAUACUUAUCUUUAUAAUAGCGAAGAACUUGAACAGAAAAAGACAGAGUCUCUGAUGAAUGCUCAGCUUGAAACGGGUCAUUGGGAUCAGAAACAAACGGGAGCCAAGGUCCAAUUGAUGUUCCCUGCGAUAUACAAGUUAUCUUGUCGAAUGGAUCAAACCAUCGACUACUGGCCGCUAAGUUCCACGGUAAACUUGGGAAAUAUGGCGAGAAACGACGAGUGGGAAGUGAUAAGUUUCGAAUUCGUGAGAGUCGAAGAGUCAUUCAAGUGUUGUGCUGCUCCGUGGGUGAUGUUAUACGCUCAUCUGGUGAUACGAAGGAAACCGUUGUAUUAUAUGAUUAAUUUGGUGAUUCCCACAUCGAUUAUCACGAUUGUAGCGGUGACCGGGUUCUUUACGCCGACAAGCUCGAGUAGUGAGAGGGAUGAGAAGUUAUAUUUGGGUAUCAAUACCCUUCUCACAAUGUCUGUAAUGAUGCUUAUGGUUUGUAAUCAAAUGCCAUCAACGAGUACCUACGUGCCACUGAUGAGUUGGUACUAUAUCGGCAUAAUUAUGGUGAUAGUGGUGGGCACGUUCCUGGCAACCGGUGUCCUCGCGAUUCAUGGACAGAAACAUUAUAAUAAACCGAUUUCUGAUCGGAUAAGGAGGUUGAUUUAUAAUCCGUUUGUCGAGUUUUUUAUAUUGAGCCCUCCAACGUCUCUAAUCGAUUUAUGGACGGAAUUCGGUGUAAUCUCCGAACAGCGACAUUCAACUAACCUGGAUCCUCUACUAAUUCAGAAUAUGGAUCCAAUUACAGCAGCCAAAAUGAAAGCGCUUCGAAAAAAUCAAUACCGGAUGAGUAUGGAUACGAGUCAGGCGAGGAGUGUCAAGAAGCAGAAGAUGCAGAGGAGAUGUUCCCUGGAAUGGGAAUUCCUGGCCAACGUGCUCGACAGAAUCCUACUUACCGUAUUCUGUGGGUUUACAUUCGCUGUAUUUGUGAUUCUCAUCGGUUUCGACUCACUUUUCACAGUUCAUACGAAAGCCGCGCCGAAGACUAUGUAG